Molecule: messenger RNA, 3356 nt
Organism: Xiphophorus maculatus (southern platyfish)
Lineage: Eukaryota; Metazoa; Chordata; Actinopteri; Cyprinodontiformes; Poeciliidae
Product: transient receptor potential cation channel subfamily V member 1-like
Exons: 15
Coding region: 1-2358 (785 amino acids)
Biological process (GO): calcium ion import across plasma membrane
Cellular component (GO): membrane
Molecular function (GO): calcium channel activity; protein binding
Source: RefSeq, a predicted model, not a curated record
AUGUUUCAUUCCAGAUUACCAGAGUUUUAUGUAAAGAUGAGGAAAUCAGAGAUUUCUGAUUUCCAUCUGGAGGCAGAUGACAGAACGGAGGAGGAGAAACGGAAGCAAAAGGCACCAAAGAAGGAUGGCUUGGCUUCUGCUUUGGGGUUGAGCAAGGAGGCCCCUAAGGCCCCCAUGGACACCGACUACCAGGAGGAAAUGGAGCCGGUCAAGCCUCAGAUCCAAUUCAAUCUCAACUUUGACAAAGAGAUUCGAGGUGAGGCAUCACAGCCAAAGAGAGACAGCUCCACUUUCACCAUUGAGCGUCUGUUUGAAGCAGUGGCCAGCAGGGACGUCAACAAACUGGACGGCCUAUACCAGUACUUGAAUCAGAACAUGAAGAAACUCUCUGACUCUCUGUAUCAGUCGUACGGUAAAACCGCCCUGAUGAAAGCUCUGCUGCACCUCAAAGAUGGCAAGAACGAAACCAUAGAGGAGCUGGUCGACGUUUCAGAGAGGAUCGGCGACAUAAAAGAGUUUGUGAACGCCGCCUUCACUGAUAGCUACUAUAAAGGUCAAACUGCUCUACAUAUAGCCAUUGAGAGGAGGAGUAUGUCCUAUGUAAAGCUGCUGGUCAGCAAAGGUGCAGAAGUUCAUGCCAAAGCCUGUGGGAAGUUUUUUCAGCCUCAUGAUGGUCCCAACUUCUACUUUGGUGAGCUGCCCCUGUCUCUAGCAGCCUGCACAAACCAGCCUGACAUAGUGAGCUACUUAAUGGAGAAUGAGUUUCCAGCGGACGCCAAGAUGGCUGACUCUCACGGCAACACAGUGCUGCACGCCCUGGUGUUGGUGGCCGAUAACUCGAAGGAGAACACAGAAUUCGUAACGGCCAUUUAUGAUCGCAUCCUAAAGACCAAUGCCCGACUGCAUCCCAAGAUAAAGCUGGAGGAGAAAGAGAACAACGAUGAACUCACACCUCUCAAACUGGCUGCCAAGAAUGGCAAGAUUGGGGUAUUUUCUCACAUCCUACAAAGGGAAUUCCAGGAGAAUCACUUCAAGCACUUGUCCCGUAAAUUCACUGAGUGGGCUUACGGACCCGUCCACAGUUCUCUGUAUGACCUGACCUCUGUGGACUCAUACGAGAACAACUCUGUUCUGGAAAUUCUAAUCUAUGGCAGUGAAAUUCCCAACCGCCACGAGAUGCUGGAGAAGGAGCCGCUCAGCUGCCUCCUGGAGGAUAAGUGGAAGAAGUUUGGACGUGGAAUGUUUUUUUUCAACUUCCUGGUCUACCUUGUGUACCUGAUCAUCUUCACUGUUGUAGCCUACAAUAAAAAAGAUGCUACACAGCUUCCGUUUAUCCCUGAGGACGCCUGGGAUUACCUGUAUGUUUCAGGCCAGCUGCUGACUUUACUAGCAAACUGCUAUUUCUUUGUCACAGGGAUUCUAGGCAUGACGAGGAAGCGGCCAAAGCUGCAGACACUGCUGAUAGAUGGAUAUUAUGAGAUUCUCUUCUUCGCGCAGGGCUUACUGUUCCUGGUCGCCACUGUUCUGUACUGGGCAGGGAGGCAGGAGUACCUGGGCUUCCUGGUGAUCUGUCUGACUCUCAGCUGGGUGAACGUGCUGUACUACUCCAGGGGCAACAAACACAUGGGCAUCUACAGUAUCAUGAUACAGAUGAUGAUUGUCAGCGAUAUCCUGCGCUUCUUUUUUGUUUACAUCGUUUUCCUCUUGGGAUUUUCAGCAGCCAUGGUCACACUGCUUAUGGAACCUCCACUCAAAAACCAAACAAAACAAGGGAGUCCAAGUCCUUCUGAUGCCCCCACAACUGGUAACAAAUGUGUCACAGCUGGCUACAAAAGCGUCCCUCAUACCAUCCUGCAGCUCUUCAAGUUCACCAUAGGCAUGGGCGACAUUGAGUUCAUCCAGGCUCACCAGUACAUGGAGGUCUUUUACCUCCUCCUUAUUGGCUACGUUGUUCUUUCCUACAUCCUGCUGCUCAACAUGCUCAUAGCCUUAAUGAACAACACUGUGAAAAAGACCACUAUGGAGAGCGCUGGCAUUUGGAGGGUGCAGAGGGCUCUCACAAUCCUGGAGAUGGAGAAGCGGCUACUCUGCUGUCUGAAGAAAAGUUUUCGCUCUGGGGUGGAGAUUAAACUCGGCACCGCUUUUGGAGACGAUCGUCGAAGGUGUUUCAGGGUCAAGGAAAUGAACUGGAAUAAAUGGAACACCAACCUGGUCAACAUCAGUGAGGAUCCAGGAUGCUGUGAUCGGAGCCAGCAGUCUGAUUUGGACAGCCCUUCCAGAGGAUUUACCAUAGGGAGAAGCUGGAGAAGCUUUUUCAUGGAGAGCACAGUGAGGAGGAGGACGUCUCAGUUCACUUAGGUGAGCUCUCAUCCUGUAUGUCUGAAGAGAAAGAAGAAGAAGAAAAAGAAGAAGAAGUUAAACAUGGCUGCCUGGCUUGAAUGAUAUGAUCAACAAGGUUUCCCAACUCAAACAUAUUGUUGUGUAAAAAAGAAAAACCUAAACUGGUUCCCGAUCUGACUUGGAAGUGUUUGUUUAUUGUGAAUAUGGUUGUUGUAUUGACCAUUUGAAAGCAAAAAACCCCAAAAACUUGACUGAUCAAACUGAAGGCACACAAUGAAAUGAUCACUUGAGGCGCCAUGGAUUUGUGGUUUACGCAGCGCAAAAAGGUUGAAAUUGCACUUGGUGUUUAUUUCAAGUUGCAGGCAAACAAUAAGGUACAUGGCAUAGGAUUACUUGCUGCCUCUCCUGCUCUGACUCCUGCAUGACUGGCUGCCUCGCCCACUGGCUGACUGACAGAAAUCUAUUUUACCACCUAUGUGUAUACGAAUCUAUGUGAACCCAAUACAUUUAUACUACAAGUCAAAGAUAAAUAAAUAUACACACCACGCAAAUUUUUUUAUUUGUCUAAAGUAGUAUGUUGUUGCGUAAGCAGUGACUAAAAGCAUGUAAUGUUACAAAAUACUGGAAACACAGGGACCCAGAACAAAACAAAACCAGGUGCAAAAAGACAGCAGGCUAUAGAGGUGAAGUGAGGGGAGCAACCAGCAAGGAGUGACAGCAGACGUGUUUAAAUACUGGGAGGCUGAAUGAUGGAACAAAAGACCAGGGCUGAUUAGCUAAUGGGUUGCAGGUGUGAUGAGAGAGCAGAAGGCAGGUGCUCUACAUGAGUGCACCAGCAGGUGCAGGUGAAACAGGAAGUCAGUUAAUCAUUAUCACCAUUAAUGCAUUGUUCUCUUCAUGCUUACACAUUUUAAAUAAUCAAGUCAGUUUUUGUCAGAUUGUGUCCACUAGAGAACCUUUCUGCCAUCAGCUGUCUGAAGUCUAACAAAGCUGAUCUGAUAAAUGCAUGACAGUCU